Solanum stenotomum is the source of this 844-nucleotide messenger RNA. Its product is annotated as increased DNA methylation 3. The transcript is spliced from 3 exons. The record is from RefSeq and is a predicted model, not a curated record. Gene Ontology annotation, cellular component: nucleus. Bases 163 to 624 code for a protein of 153 amino acids. NCBI's taxonomy places the organism in Eukaryota, Viridiplantae, Streptophyta, Magnoliopsida, Solanales, Solanaceae.
AUCUCACUUGUAAUAGAAGAGAAGAAGAAGAAGAAAAAAAAAAGGUCACUCUAGAAAGUUCACCUGCAGAAGCUGAAGUAGAGCGGCGUUCAAUUUUGGGUACGAAUCUCCUCAAAGGAGAGAGCAGUAAAGGAGGUAACUUGCUUGGUACAGCUGUAAAACAUGAAUCCAAAUGAAUCUGCAAAGUCUCAUGCCAAACCUGAUAUCAUUCUGACUGGGACUGCAAAAACAUGUCCAAAUGGACCGCCACUUGGUUUGGUUGACAUAGGCAGUAGUGAGAAUGCAUACCUUUUUCGUGUUGCGCUUCCUGGUGUAAGGCAUAAAUGUAAUAUCAAAUUUGACAUACAGAGAGAAGGGAGAGUCCGGAUAGAAGGUGUGAUUACAGAGAGUGAGGCUUUGAAAAACUCACUCAAGGGUUAUGAGAUGAAAGUUCAGCAGCUUCCGUCCCCUGGGCCUUUUACCAUAUCGUUCAAUUUGCCAGGACCUAUUGAUCCCAGAUUAUGUUCCCCACAGUUUAGAACAGAUGGCAUUUUGGAAGUCAUUGUGAUGAAAUAUCAGAUACCAUUGGUUUCAGCUGAAGGUUUGCCUGAGAAUUGGUACAAUGGCUCUUUCCCAGCUCCUUGAAUUCUAUUUGGUCCACAUUCCCCCCUAUGACACAUGGGAAUUCUCUUGUAAUGAAUAUAACACAGCAUCAGGAACGACUUCUCAACUUCUAGGUAGCCAUACCUGUACACCAAGGGUUUUUGCAUUAUAUGCUCCACUCGAGAUUUUGGUAAUGUUGACUUGAUUUUGAAUCAAGUGUGUACUUUUAUGGGGGAAAAAUACUUCUUUUCCAUCUUUAUUA